CGCGCGCCCGCCCCCGGCAGUGUGCCCGCAGUCCAUUCCGCAUCCGUCCAUCAGUUCGUGUGUCCGACCCUCCGUCAUCCCUGAGCUUGCGGCCGCGGCAGCCAGGCGGGAUUGGAGCGGCCCCCACCAUGGGCUGGGGAGCAGGAGGGAGCUGCACCCCGCGCCCACCUAUCCGCCAACAGCCCUUGUCAGAGCCCCGUGUGAUCACCGUGGUCUUCCUCGGCCUCCUGCUGGACCUCCUGGCCUUCACUCUGCUGUUGCCUCUGCUGCCAGGGCUGCUGGAGAGCCAUGGCCGUGCCCACGAUCCCCUCUAUGGCUCCUGGCAACAAGGCGUGGACUGGUUUGCCGCAGCCAUCAGGAUGCCAGCGGAGAAGAGGUACAACAGUGUCCUGUUUGGAGGUCUGAUAGGCUCAGUCUUCUCCUUCCUGCAGUUCCUCUUGGCACCAGUCACGGGGGCGGUCUCAGACUGUCUCGGGAGGCGCCCGGUGAUGCUGCUGUCCCUGGCAGGUCUGGCCACCUCGUAUGCCGUGUGGGCGGCCUCAAAGAGCUUCGCCGCCUUCCUGGCCUCCAGGGUGAUUGGGGGCAUCAGCAAGGGAAACGUCAGCCUCUCCACAGCCAUCGUAGCCGACCUGGGCUCACCUUCCGCCCGCAGCCGAGGCAUGGUGCGUGCGCGCUACGGGGCGAGGAGGCUGGGAUUCCUUGCCUCGGGUCUCCCAUCCCGGCUCAGGCGGUCUUCUCCCCAGGCAGUCAUUGGAGUGGCCUUCUCGCUGGCCUUCACGCUGGGCCCCAUGCUUGGCGCCUUCCUGCCAGCGGAGAUGGUGCCCUGGCUGGCUUUGCUCUUUGCUGCCUCCGACCUGUUGUUUAUUUUCUGCUUCCUGCCGGAGACGCUGCCUGCGGAGAAGCGGGCAUCCUCUAUCGGCCCGGGGUUCCAGGCCGCGGCAGACCUGCUCAGCCCCGUGGCCCUGCUCCGUUUCUCGGCCGUGGCCCGUGGCCAGGACCCACCCGCUGGAGACGGGAUCCAUCACCUUCGCCGCCUGGGUCUGGUGUACUUCCUCUACCUCUUCCUGUUCUCGGGUCUCGAGUUCACCCUGAGCUUCCUCGCUCAUCAGCGCUUCCAGUUCAGCAGCCUGCAGCAAGGAAAGAUGUUUUUCUUCAUCGGCCUCACCAUGGCCACCGUGCAGGGCGCCUACGCCCGGAAGAUCAGCCCUGGCAGCGAGAUUGCAGCGGUGAAGCGGGCCAUCUUACUGCUGGUGCCUGCCUUCCUCCUCAUUGGCUGGGGGCUCACGCUGCCCGCACUGGGCCUGGGGCUGCUGCUCUACUCCUUCGCCGCUGCCGUCGUGGUGCCCUGCUUGUCCUCCGUGGUCGCUGACUAUGGCUUGCCCAGGCAGAAGGGCACGAUCAUGGGCACACUUCGGAGCCUGGGCGCCCUGGCCAGGGCAGUGGGACCCGUGGUGGCUGCCUCAGUGUACUGGCUGGCCGGGGCCAGGGUCUGCUUCACGGUGUGCUCAGGCCUCUUCCUGCUCCCUUUCCUGCUCCUGCGCAACCUGAGGCCUCCAGCCCGCAUGGCACCCAAGGCCGAGUAGUGGAGCUAGCCCCGCCCCAAGCUGGGACGGGACCUCUCCCCUCCCCCUGGGGCCCAGCCCUGGCCCCCGAUAGACACUCCAGCAGCUCCGUGGUACGCGCCUGGGCAGUCCUGCCCGUCGUGCCGGGAGCAGGGACUCCCCAACACCUUUCAGGUUUUGUGUUCACUUUUCUCUCAGACACACGGUGUCAGCCAAGCCUCCAAAUGACAAAAUAAAGCAGCUAUUUUAUACCAAGUGCCUUUCGCCAGCACACGGCUGUGCCUCACUACCCCCCACCUGGGAGACCCCCGAGCACCAGAAGCUCUUAUGCCUGCACUGAGCAGAAAAGUCCAAGGCUCGUCCGGGGCCCGUGACCAUUCUGCACAAUAGGGAGGACAGAAAGGGUGACACAGGGCCCGCCACGAUGGGAGCCCACACUUGCUAGGGCCUACGUGAGCUGUGCCCUGCACCCUGGCCACCCAGGGAGGAGGGAGCCCUGUGCUGGGCUCUUCCCAUCACCAUCCCACCCCUGCGCAUCUGUUCGGACUGUAGGGGCGUCAGGCUCUCGGGCGCAAGAGCAGGCUGGCGCCCCAGGCAAGGCGAUUCUGGGUUCUAGGGGCCUUCCUGGUGCAGAGCAACAGUGUCCAAUCAAGAAAUAAACACUUGGGAUCUCAAGACAGACUUCUGGAAGUCCUAUCUUGAACAAAGGGGGAAAACAAUGCCAAACUGCUUCCGAAAUUUAGACAAGGAAACUGCUUAAAGAAUUUUAUUUGUGAGUAAAACACGUUACAGUGGAGGACAGAGGACCCAUCCUCCCAAGCCUGUAUCCAUAUAUGCGACUAGACUUCAUGUUGUAAUACAAAGAGUUAAAAUAAACUACAAAAGUGAAA
Molecule: messenger RNA, 2452 nt
Organism: Leopardus geoffroyi (Geoffroy's cat)
Lineage: Eukaryota; Metazoa; Chordata; Mammalia; Carnivora; Felidae
Gene: SLC75A1
Product: major facilitator superfamily domain containing 10
Exons: 12
Coding region: 129-1583 (484 amino acids)
Biological process (GO): transmembrane transport
Cellular component (GO): brush border membrane
Molecular function (GO): transmembrane transporter activity
Source: RefSeq, a predicted model, not a curated record